AUGAAGAAGGAGACAUUUAAUCUCCGUUUUAUUUACACUUUUAGCAAAGGCGCCCAUUUUGUCUUCUACCAGCCUUUUGGCUCCCAGUGCGAAUCUAUGUCACACGUAAAAACAUUUGCUUCUAUACCAGGAGUACGCAGUUAUAUCCUCGGCUCCUGCUCCGGCCAUCUCCUACUAUACACGAGUGGCCUCUACGUCGUGAAUCCUCUUACAAAGAGGUUUCGACUCUUGGAUCACUCUGGUUCAAUGCUUCUUGCUACAAUAUUCAAUGGUCCCAACAACAAGGCUAAUAAUACAGAAGACAGAGCUAUGUGCGUUGGUUUUGCGCUAGAUCAAAGUCGAGCGACCACCAUCAAGAGAUUCAAGAUCAUUUGCAUACUUGAGACUCAUACGACGUACGCAUUUGAGAUAAGCGACGGAAACUCGUGGAGAUUUUCUGAAACAAUCAUCACCACCACCAAUUCAAAAAGUGAGCUCACAAAGCGAAUGAAACCUGUUUACUUUGAGGGCACUCUACACUGGUUGAGAAACGACGGUAGCAUCAUAGCUUUCAAUAUUGAGACAGAGCAAGCACGCUUGAUUCCCUCCGUAUUCCAUCCAGAACCAGAGAUGAAGCUGCUUUUCACGCUCGACGAUAAGAUCAAUCGUCUAACCUUAAUAUCUGGGACCAAAAACACAAUCUCAGUACACACACUAAUGGGAGAUACCUCCAAGUGGGUCCUUGCCAGGCAGAUCGAGAAUGUACUUAUUACAGAUAGUGAGUUGGAAUACUGGAACGUGGUUGCAUACGAUGGGAAGCACAUGGUGGUGAGAGAUAAAGAAAAGGAUAGUUCAACUGGUGUGGCUCAUGUGUACAACAUGGAAGAUAACCGUUGGGGAGCGUGGUGGCCAACCGCAUGUCAGGCCAAGUACAACCUAGACGUCUUUAGGUUUACACCCUUCUUUUCCUUUUUCGAGCAUACAGAGUUGGUUGAAGAUUCUACAAACGAACAUCUAGCUCGAAUUAUGAGACUCAUUGACACAACCAAGCGAACAAAUCCAGUGUUUAGAUUGAUGGCGUUAGGAUAUGAUAAAUAAAAUAUAUCCUGAUGAUUAGUGUUUGUUUCACAUAUGCAUCACAUGGUUUGACUAUUUGGAGUCAAUAAUUAAUAUAAAGUUAUAUAAGACUGUUUUAUAAGAAAAAU
Molecule: messenger RNA, 1184 nt
Organism: Brassica oleracea var. oleracea
Lineage: Eukaryota; Viridiplantae; Streptophyta; Magnoliopsida; Brassicales; Brassicaceae
Product: F-box protein At1g20360-like
Exons: 2
Coding region: 1-1077 (358 amino acids)
Source: RefSeq, a predicted model, not a curated record